AAAUUGAUUUAUUUUAAGAUAAAGUUUGAAUUUUUAUUAUUCCAUAUUUUUGGGCUAUUACCUUUGGUCCGUUUGUGAGAGAAGGUAUAUUCUGGGUUUCGAUACUCUUUGGUCACAAAAAUCACCAUUUAUAACUCCUCUCAGCUUUACUAUUAAGGCGUACUCUUAUAUUCUUUGCAGAGUUUUGGGUUUGUUUCUCAACACGUUAACGGAUUUCUCUGUUGCCGGUGAACAAUACUGGGAUUUGUCAAUGGUUGCUGCAACUUGUUUGUGUACAUAAUAUUAUGAUAAAGAUGGCUCUAUGAAUGUUGGAGGUAGAUUAGCGGAGGACCAAUUCCCCUUGUAAUUGGUUAUCUUUAGUUGAUGUUUUGGUUAUUAGGUCACAAUGUCACGUACCAUGGACUUGUGAGAAUCAACUAAUGGCGUUCAGAAUUGUUUUUGUUUGUUAGUAUUCAAGUUUAGUCUGGUAGAGCGUGUAGUUUUUGAGAAUCUGGCUCUUGACGUUAUAAGGUUGUGGAUAUAUGGAAUAUAACUGCUGAGCCACUGGAGCCCUCUUUUAGACCAAGAUAAAAUAUUGUGCAAGAUAACUAACAUACUUGGUGUGCACAUUUUUUAAAAAUGGAAGUGGCUAUUUCUCCACAAGCACAAAAGCAGAAUUUGCAGACAACAGGUCGCAAAAUUUUAUGUUCUGGAUCCCAAAAGGAUCUGUGGCUUGUUGUGCGAGAAGGAUCUCUAAAUGACGUAGAGUUGGCCUUGGCAUUGUUGAAGAAGAGUGGAGGCAAUAUCAAUUUGAGGAACACCUUUGGCCUGACUCCUCUUCAUAUUGCAACUUGGAGAAACCACAUUCCCAUAGUAAGGAGGCUUCUUGCUGCUGGUGCAGAUCCUGAUGCUCGAGAUGGAGAAUCGGGAUGGAGUAGCCUUCACAGGGCUCUGCAUUUUGGUCAUCUUGCUGUGGGAAGCGUCCUUCUUCAACAUGGUGCCUCCAUUACAUUGGAGGACUCUAAAUCUCGAUUACCUGUAGAUCACUUAUCUGGCUCUGUAUGUCAAGUUUUUGGAAAUGAAAACCGUUCAGUGGCUACUGAGGUUUUUAGUUGGGGGAGUGGUGCAAAUUAUCAACUUGGAACUGGAAAUGCGCAUAUUCAAAAGUUACCAUGCAAAGUUGAUUCACUUAGUGGUUCAUUCAUAAAGCUCAUUUCUGCGGGGAAGUUCCAUAGUGUGGCACUUACGGCUCUUGGAGAAGUGUAUACUUGGGGAUUUGGAAGGGGGGGCCGUUUGGGGCAUCCUGAUUUUGAUAUACACAGUGGUCAAGCUGCUGUCAUCACUCCCCGCCAGGUGACUUCUGGUCUGGGUUCCCGCAGAGUGAUGGCAAUUGCUGCAGCUAAGCAUCAUACAGUUAUUGCAACUCAGGGUGGGGAAGUUUUCACUUGGGGAUCCAAUAGAGAGGGACAGCUUGGGUACACUUCUGUUGAUACACAACCCACACCUCGUAGAGUAUCUUCAUUGAGGUCAAAAAUUGUUGCUGUUGCUGCAGCAAACAAGCACACUGCUGUAGUUUCUGAUUUAGGUGAAGUUUUUACUUGGGGUUGCAACAGGGAGGGUCAGCUUGGUUAUGGUACCUCAAACUCAGCAUCUAAUUACACCCCACAUGUGGUUGAAUCCUUGAAGGGAAAGACUUUAACCAGGGUUUCUGCUGCAAAAUAUCACACAAUUGUAUUAGGAUCUGAUGGAGAGGUAUUUACCUGGGGUCAUCGACUUGUUACACCAAAACGUGUAGUAAUUACUAGGAACUUAAAGAAAAGUGGAAGCAUUCCUUUAAAAUUUCACCGCAAGGAACGGCUUAAUGUGGUUUCUAUAGCUGCUGGAAUGGUACAUAGCAUGGCUCUUACAGAUGAUGGUGCAUUAUUUUAUUGGGUCUCCUCAGAUCCCGAUCUUAGAUGCCAACAGUUAUACGCUAUGUGUGGAAGAAAUAUGGUGAGUAUAUCAGCUGGAAAGUACUGGACUGCAGCAGUUACAGCUACAGGUGAUGUUUACAUGUGGGAUGGGAAGAAAGGUAAGGACAAGCCACUUGUUGCAACUCGGUUGCAUGGGGUAAAGAAGGCUACUUCAGUUUCGGUUGGUGAAACACAUUUACUAAUUGUGGCCUCCCUCUAUCAUCCUGUCUACCCUCCCAACAUGAUUGAGAAUUCUCAAAAUCUCAAGUUGAAUAACAGGGAUGAUAUGGAAGAGUUACAUGAAGGCAUUUUAUUUGAGGAUCUGGAUUCCAGUAAUAUGAUAUCUAGUGUACAAAAUGAUUCUUUCAGGCAGAGAUCUACUCCCAGCUUAAAAAGCCUUUGUGAAAAAGUAGCUGCAGAGUGUCUAGUGGAGCCAAGGAAUGCCAUUCAACUGCUUGAGAUUGCGGAUUCUCUCGGAGCAGAUGAUUUGAAGAAGUACUGCGAGGAGAUUGUCAUGCGCAACCUUGACUAUAUAUUUACAGUUUCAUCACAUGCUGUAGCAAGUGCCUCACCAGAUAUUCUGGCUAACCUUGAGAGGUUGUUAGACCAAAGGUCAUCUGAGCCAUGGAGUCACCGUCGGCUCCCUAGUCCAACUGCUACUUUCCCUGCCAUCAUUAACAGCGAAGAAGAUGAUAGUGAGAUGGAGUUUCAAAGGACUCGUGACAAACCAAUGAAAAUGUCAGCGGUGAAACUGGAGAAAACCCGAAGACUAGAUUCCUUCCUACAGCCCAAGGAUGAUCCCAAUAAACAAAUUUCCAAAGUAGUUCGAGCUAUACGGAAGAAGUUGCAGCAGAUUGAGAUGCUUGAAGCAAAGCAGUCUAAUGGACAUCUUCUUGAUAACCAGCAGAUUGCAAAGCUUCAAUCUAAGUCAGUACUUGAGACCUCACUUGCAGAGCUAGGCAUUCCUGUUGAAACAUCAGUGAGUAAAGAAUUGUCUUCUAUGCUACCAGAAGGGAGAGGUAGUAAGAAGGGUAAACUAUCAAAAAAACAAAGGAGAAAGAGCAACAAAACAACCAUAGAGCAGACAGAAAUGGAAUCUGGUUACACUAAAAGUGAAGUCAAUACCAAAUCUGAGGACCUUUUGGACAUUGACAUUAUGGUGGUUCCUGAUUUGAAGGUGGAAGGGGAUGCUCUGUUUGAACAAACCACAGCAGACCACGCUGCAAAAGAAUUAACUUUAGUUGUGCAGAAGAAAGAUGCUUUGGAGUUGCUGAAAGAUAAGGGUCAGUCACCAAGAGUUUCUAAGAAGAAGAGCAAGAAGGGUGGGCUUUCUAUGUUUCUGAGUGGUGCUCUUGAUGAGGCCCCAAAAGAGGUGACUCCCCCUCCGCCACCACCGAGAAGUGAUGGUCCUGCAUGGGGCGGGGCCAAGUUCAUCAAGGGAUCUUCUUCUCUUCGUGAAAUCCAGGAUGAACAGAGCAAAGUAAAGGUAAAUAAGCCAGCUGGAAGCAAGGAAAAGGCGGAGGAUCUUUCUGAUGUUGGCAGUGGGGGGAAAAUAAAGUUGAGUUCAUUUCUUCCUUCCAGCCCAAUACCUGUUACUGCAACUCAUUGUUCCCAAGCAUCUGAUGUUGAAGUAAGCACCCCUCCUUGGGCUGCUUCAGGAACCCCUCCCCAACUCUCUCGUCCAUCUUUAAGGGACAUCCAAAUGCAACAGGGAAAGAAACUACAAAGCCUUUCAUUUAGUCCAAAGACUAGGACAGCUGGAUUUUCUGUUGCCAGUGGUCAAGGCUCACCAUCUGAAACAACUGGGGUGAGCCGCUGGUUCAAGCCUGAAGUGGAAACACCAUCCUCGAUUCGAUCUAUUCAAAUUGAGGAAAAGGCUAUGAAAGAUCUCAAGCGCUUCUAUAGCAGUGUCAAGAUUGUCAGAAAGCAAUCUUAAGAAGGCCAUCUGAUGUAUUUAAUAAAGUUGCAAGAGAGGCUCUUCCCAGUUCUUCUCUACCUUGAGCCAUACCAUUUUUUCUUGUCCUUUUUCACUUCCAUUGUUAGUACAAUGACUGUGAAUCAAUCUGUACAGAUAGUUGAGUGUACAUCCUUCUUUCUUCUCAAAUCAGUAGUGUAGUUUCUAGCUUCUUAGCUCCGGGUCUUCCCAUUUUCUGUGUUUACCAACUAUGACUGCUUAUGACCAAUAUUUUUAUAUGUACUCAUUUUUAACUCUCUCAACUUAGAGACUGGUUAAUAAUGACCCUGAAUGUGAUGUCAAGGGAAGACAUAGUCACAGAUUUUCUUGACUAAGUUAGUUCAAAGCUCAAGAAUAAGAGGGAAGUUCCUUUCAAAUAAGGGCUUUGUAUUCUCCUAUACUUAGGGGUAUUGCAUCAUCUUCAACCCCUAUAUCAUAUAUAUCCAACUAGAGUUGUGACCCCUCUCUACUGCCUUAAAGUUGUUCCAUUUAGUGGAGGAAUAUUUGGACGUUGGGAUUACAAUAAUUGUUCAAAUUGCUUUUUAUAAGCUUUUUGUACGCCAGCAAGAGACUCUUCUAGCCACCUUUUAGCUUUGCAAAUCAAGUUUAUUCAUUUAUUUAUUUUAAAUAAAGCUUGGUGUUCUUUUG
Abrus precatorius (Indian licorice) is the source of this 4533-nucleotide messenger RNA. RefSeq lists its product as uncharacterized. NCBI's taxonomy places the organism in Eukaryota, Viridiplantae, Streptophyta, Magnoliopsida, Fabales, Fabaceae. The record is from RefSeq and is a predicted model, not a curated record. Bases 619 to 3867 code for a protein of 1082 amino acids. The transcript is spliced from 11 exons. Gene Ontology annotation, molecular function: protein binding.